CAAAGAUCUUGUCAUCCUUUUCAGCCGUUUAAGUUUCACCAAUAAAGGUUUCUUAACCUGAACUUCAAACUUCCUGUGUGGUCUCAAGCUCUGCAGUUUGCUCGCUCGCUCGGGCCCAGUACGCACUCACGCAUUCCUUCUGCUCUACUGUACAUGCAUCAGAACCUGCGGCCCACAUGUCCAACCCAGUGGUAACCAGUCAACCGGGCGCCGGCGGCUAUGGCACCAACGUUCAAACGGGACAGUGGAGCACGGGCCUCUGCUCUUGCUGCAGUGAUUUAUUGAUUUGUGCUUUCGGCUGCUUCUGCCCAUCCAUUCUGGCCUGCUACACUGCGGACAAGUACGGUGAAAACUGCUGCUUGGGCUUGGUGCCGGGGGGCUUGACGGCUAUGAGGACUCACAUGAGGCUCACGUAUGGCAUCCAGGGGACAAUUUGCAACGACGCACUCAUGUCGUGCUUCUGCGGCCUCUGUGAGUUGUGCAGAAUGGCCAGAGAGAUCCGCAUCCGGAAUGGAGAAACUUUGCCGUAAUUCAAGAGAGAUUCAAGAUUCAAGGCAACGGUAGAGCAAAGGAAUGCUUGUGCCCCAAAGAAGAGAUAUAAUAAAGAUUUUUUUUUCAAACAAA
Syngnathus typhle (broad-nosed pipefish) is the source of this 624-nucleotide messenger RNA. Its product is annotated as cornifelin homolog. Gene Ontology annotation, cellular component: cornified envelope. The coding region runs from base 177 to 530 and encodes 117 amino acids. Lineage: Eukaryota; Metazoa; Chordata; Actinopteri; Syngnathiformes; Syngnathidae. The record is from RefSeq and is a predicted model, not a curated record. The transcript has 4 exons.